AUGGUUCGAGAUGCGGACCCGGAAGCCAUCUCACCUGUCCUCGAAAACUUGAAGCGCCAAAUUCUCGAACGGCUAGACACCAUCGUCCAAAGAUCCAUCCCCGACGAUCUAUCUGAUGCGAACGAGAAACGCCGACUUGCUUCCGGCAUGAUCCCACCUGGGCUGAAUACCCGAAGCGAUGCCGAAGACGAGGACAUUAACGACGAGGAUGAGUUAGAGAAGCGCCGGACCUACGACGGGAAAGGUGUGAACAAGCGCGAUUAUGUCACCGAGUACGUUGCUUUAGAGACGGAAGAGGAAUGA
Messenger RNA from Didymosphaeria variabile, 303 nucleotides. RefSeq lists its product as uncharacterized. The record is from RefSeq and is a predicted model, not a curated record. NCBI's taxonomy places the organism in Eukaryota, Fungi, Ascomycota, Dothideomycetes, Pleosporales, Didymosphaeriaceae. The transcript has a single exon. Bases 1 to 303 code for a protein of 100 amino acids.